Molecule: messenger RNA, 3113 nt
Organism: Cryptomeria japonica (Japanese cedar)
Lineage: Eukaryota; Viridiplantae; Streptophyta; Pinopsida; Cupressales; Cupressaceae
Product: pentatricopeptide repeat-containing protein At4g11690-like
Exons: 1
Coding region: 239-1930 (563 amino acids)
Molecular function (GO): protein binding
Source: RefSeq, a predicted model, not a curated record
GAUCCAGAAUUGCCAAGAAAGAGGGAUGCAGUGGAGAAUGAGAUAUAGCAUAGCGUACCAGAACAUUUUCCUCCAAAGCUGCCCACAACCAGUAAGAUUGAGGCAAAUGAACUGAUGCAACAAGCAGCAUAAUCAGCUACUAACGACAUUGUGGUGCGUAAAUGGAAUCAAAUAGAAGAAAUGAGACAUAUACAUCCUAAUCAUAUGUGAACUAUGCUGAAAGAAAAGGCAAAGGCAAAUGGCUUUCAGAUUGAGUAUAUCAAAUGUGCUGUAUUACAUGUAUAAUCAAAGCGAAAAUCCCGGGAAGGUUUUAAGGUUUUUCCUGUGGGCAACUCAGCAAGGUUUUCAGCACACUCCUGAGUCUACUUCCUUCAUUCUCCAAAUUCUUGCCAAUGCCAGGAUGCUUGCUGAAGCACAGAACCUCUUGCAACAGGUUAUUGCAGGCAAAUUAUCUAAUUCUCUUACUAUUACCGGUGUAAUUGAAAAUUUGGUAGAUAACCACAAACAAUGUAACUCAACCCAUGUUGUAUUUGAUAUGAUAAUUAGUAUAUAUUCUCAAGCUAGAAUGAUCCCAGAGCUCCUUGUUACUUUUGACCAGAUGCAAAACCGUGAUUUUGUUCCGUGUAUAAACACUUGCAAUGAACUCCUCAGUACCAUGUUAAAAUCGGGUAAGGUAGAUGUGGCUUGGAGGAUUUAUGAAGAGCUUUUUAGGGGAAAGGUUUUGCCUGAUGUUUACACUUUUAGUAUGAUGAUUAGUGCUUGCUGCAAACAAGGUGAUAUGCAAAGGGCAAAAGAAUUAUUUGAUGAGAUGGAGAGAAAAGGUUGUGCUCCCAAUGUGGUUACGUAUACUGCUCUCAUCGAUGGCUUCUUUAAGUUAGGAGACAUUGAGGAAGCUAACAAACUGUUUGAUGAAAUGCUUGAGAGGGGUUUGGCUCCCAAUGAGUUUACAUAUACAUGUCUUAUAAAUGGAUACUGCAAGAAAGGGUUUAUGCAGGAGGGCUUUAGACUCCAUAACGAAAUGAUGGAAAAAGGAAUAACCCCAAAUCUGUUUACAUACAAUUCAUUGAUUGAUGCACAUUGCAAGGAGGGCAAUUUGAUGAAAGCUUUUGAUUUGUUUCGUGAGAUGCGAUCAAAGGGAGUGAUGCAUAAUGUUGUUACUUACAAUGCACUCAUUGAUGGGCUCUGCAGAGUUGGAAAAUUGAAGGAUGCUCGCAAAGCUUUGAAAGAAAUGGUGACUGCGGGUCUGGUUCCUAAUAUCGUUACUUUCAAUACAUUCAUUAAUGGUUAUUGCAAAGAAGGAAAUGUGGGAAAAGCAAAGAAUAUUUUGGUAAAGAUGAAAAACAGGGGCUUGAAUCCUAAUGUUAUUAGUUAUAAUACUUUAAUCCAUGGAUUUUGCAAGGUUGGGAAAUUACCAGAAGCAAUUGGACUCUUAGAAGAAAUGCAUGAAAGAGGUUUGGCGCCAAGUACUUUUACUUAUACAUCCCUUAUUGAUGCAUACGUCAAAGAAAAUGAUAUGAAAAACGCCUUUAAGCUGCACAAUGAUAUGGAGGAAAUGGGUUUGAAGAGCAAUGUUGUUACUUACAGUGCUCUCAUAAAUGGGCUCUGCAAAGGAAGUAGGAUGAGCGAUGCAAAUCGAUUGUUCAAUGUCAUGCAAGAGAAGGGAAUGGAUCCUAAUGAUGUGACUUAUAACACUUUGGUUUUUGGUUAUUGGAAAGAUGGCAAUUCAGAAAGAGCUUAUGGUCUGUUCAGGGAAAUGGUAGAAAAACGUAUAGUGCCCAAUAUUGCUAGCUACAGCAUUGCCAUUGAAUUCCUUUCCAAGGAAGGGAAUUCGAUAAAGGCCAAUGAACUUCUGGAGGAAAUGGUUAAAUCUGGCUUGAAUCCAUGUGCUACAACUUAUUUGGCUGUGCUUGGUGCCAAUUUGCAAGGUUGACAAUUUUUUGCAAUUAUAGAUAUGAUAUUUCCACAUUCCAUUUGGAUGAGUUGGAGUACUUCUGGUAGAUACUGUUUGAGAGUUUUUGUGUCAAUUACAUCAGCAUCGUGAAGUGUGUUCUGAAAUGUUGUUACAAAAACCCUCACACAGUUUCCACCAAUUUGAUCUGAAACAUUGAUACAAAGACCCUCACACAGUUUCUACCAAUUUCUUCCUCAUACUGAUGAUGAAUCAUGGAAUGUGAUUGGAAAUGCUGAUACAAAAACUCUCACACAAUUUCUACCUGAAGCACUUGAACUGAGUUUGUUUAUAGACUUUAAACCUUGAGCUGAGUAAGGUAACAUAUUCUGCUUUUAAAAGUUUGGCAGUUAAUAUGUCACUGAUCAAAAGGUUAGACAACCUUUGAAUUUUUGGAUUCAAUUAUGGCCUCAAGUUUUGAGGCAGGGGAAGUUUGCUUUGAUGGAUUGAUUUUUGAAUGAUUUCAUGAGGGGGAUCAUUAAAAUAAAACCUUUGAAGGCAAGCCCUUGUUUCCUCCAAAAGAUCUUCUGAUUGCACUUUCAAGAUAUUGAUCUUCUCAAGAUACGUGAAGUUUGUUUUGUAUAUGGGAGAGAUUUAACGCAUAAAUAUUGAUGGUUUUAUUUUAUUUUUUGGCUCUCUCUCUAGGUGAAGGAAUAGAUAUCUGGUUCAGUUCUUUCUACCAUGGUACUGCCAGAUAGUUACUCAAAGAUUUAUAUGACAGCUUUCUAAUGUUUACUAUUUUCAGGAAGCUAGUUGGCACUUGUUCGUGCUUGGAGGUCCCUACCUUACAAUAUUAGACAUUUGGUUGUUGAUUCUGGUAUGUGAUAUAGGAUCUCAGAGUAUGAUUCUGUGAAAACUUCUGAAAUAAGGUAACAGUUAAUCUGCCAGAAGCAUUAUGAUUAAUUGCAUCUGCAAUGCGUGUUUUUACCUCCGCUAGAAAUUGUACGAAAAUUUCAGAGGAAAUGAUGUUUUUAUUCAAUGGAAGUAGUUUACAGUGACAGUCAUAUCAAGGAUCGAAUUCAUUUAAAAGUGAUGGACAAGAUGGUAUUGGUAUUCUGUUCAUGCAAACAUAAGUUUCUUUUGAACAUGGUUACAUUAAGAUGUUUCAAAUGUCCUUUACAAAAAAUACUCUUUGUGAAUAAGCUUCCUUAUUUACACUCGUCAA